Messenger RNA from Giardia duodenalis, 378 nucleotides. RefSeq lists its product as uncharacterized. Lineage: Eukaryota; Fornicata; Diplomonadida; Hexamitidae. The record is from RefSeq and is a predicted model, not a curated record. The transcript has a single exon. The coding region runs from base 1 to 378 and encodes 125 amino acids.
AUGGAUGCACUGCCGUCCAUCUGUACUCUGUCCUACGGGAACACUGUGGUAAACGUGCAGCACUUGCCAUUCCACGUGGGGAGCAGCCCAAACAUGGAUCUCCAGAUAGGGGAGGACUUUUUUUCCUCACACCAGUUUUCCCUCUCAACAGAUAUCACAGGAAGGCUCCAUGCAUGUGUCGUUGAUCCCUCUGGCCUGUACGUUGACGGCGUUUAUUACCCCAACAACUCUCCCCGCAUUCUCUUGCAGAAGAGUUCCACCGUAGGAACCCAAAAGUUACAGCUCAACGUUGUCCAAACGGGGUCUCCCUCAGUGAUCGAGCGUCCUGUUGGCUUUGUCAGCGAGAAGGUCCUUUCAUAUGUGGGCUUCAACCAGUGA